GUGCGCUACAUGGCUUGGCUGUUUUUAAUCGCCUCAAGUCAGACGCGGUCUCUCAGGAGUGCUUCUCCACCUGAACUUCCCCCCAUUUUAUAUAUUACACUCCAUCUCUAUCGUAAACCUGAGGGCUGCUGUUGCCAACUUCCCAGUUGACUUUUGCAGCUGGGCUCUUAAUGCCCAGAGGUUGGUGACUAAGACCAGGAAAUAUGGCAACUGCUCAGAAGCAAAGAACCUCUCUGAGUGCAAUAAUAUUUCCCAACAAAAUAUCAACUGAGCAGCAAUCUCUAGUAUUAGUGAAAAGACUGCUGGCAAUAGCGGUAUCCUGCAUUACCUACCUAAGAGGGAUAUUUCCAGAAAGUGCAUAUGGAACAAGAUAUAUUGAUGACCUCUGUGUGAAAAUACUGCGGGAAGAUAAAAACUGCCCUGGCUCCAGUCAGCUGGUGAAAUGGAUGCUGGGAUGCUAUGAUGCACUGCAGAAAAAAUAUCUCAGAUUAAUCGUCUUAGCGGUCUACACCAACCAGGAAGAUCCUCAGACUGUUACAGAGUGCUACCAAUUUAAGUUCAAAUACAGCGAUCAAGGACCAUCUAUGGAUUUCACAAGUAAAAACAAUGGAAGUAAUUCCAACAACACGUGCACAAGUACUAAGAAAGCUAGUAUCCUGAUGCUACGAAAGAUUUAUGUCCUGAUGCAGAACCUGGGCCCUCUGCCUGGUGAUGUCUGUCUGACGAUGAAGCUGUUCUAUUAUGAUGAAGUUACGCCUCCUGAUUACCACCCUCCAGGAUUCAAAGAGGGUCAUUGUGAAGCAGUGGCAUUUGAGGGGGAGCCAAUGUACCUAAGUGUUGGUGAGGUUCCAACCCCUUUUCAUACGAUGAAAGUUAAAGUGACGACGGAAAAAGAUCGAAUGGAGUGUAUCGAUGCAGACUUAUUAAGGCAAGGGAAGGAAUUGACUUCCACAAAGCCACAGCAUCUUGAUAAAAUGGAUGUAAGGGAAGAUUUUAUUGCAGAAAACAGAAUGAGGGAGCAGCAAAACACACACAGGGUUCCUCAUACUAAAGAACUUAAUUUAGUGUGUGAAGAAGAUGAAGACAUGAGGAUAGAAGAUAGCCAAACUUUCUCCAUCAAUAGUUCUCAGGUGGAACAUCUAAUUAAUAAGACAUCAGAACUUGAAGUAGCUGAGGGAAAGACCCGAAGUGGAAGGAAGUUUAAAGGCAACACAGGUGACAAGGGAGGCAGCAACAAAAUUCAGUUAGCAGCAAAGUGUCCCAGAGAAACCCAGAAGAGAAGAAACUCAGAAUCGGGCAAGCCAGUUUAUCAUCUUGAGUUCUUUUCUGGUGAAGACUCAGUUCCCAAACGGAGAAAAAUCAGUGAACCAAAAGAGCGGAUUUAGAUAUUGGCUUUCAAAUGUUUAUUAUUUCCCGUUUUCCCCCUCCCUAGAAUGUUUUUCUCAUUAUACCCAGUAUUUUGAUGUUUUAGAGGGGGUAUAGUUUAACCUGUUAAAGCCACCCAACAUUUUUCAGUGCUUUUAUUUGCAGUUAAGAGUGCAGGCUUUUAACUCAGGUACAUGUAAAAUCUAGUCUUGUAAAAUUUCAUUUGUCAACGUGGAUAGAGAGCUGCUGCUUUAUCUGAGGCCUGAUUUAAAUGUAAUAUUGGGCGUGCAAGAAAAUAUACCCAUGUGGCAUUUCAUGUAGUCAGUCUCACAUUAAAUUUGGGGCUCUGAGCUGUUACCUGUACAGUGUGCCUAGGUAAUGAAUCUCAAGCGUGCUUAAUGUUGCAUGCACAGGUGAAAUGAGACCCAACAGCAGUUUAAAUUGGGCCAGAGGGAAACGUCCUUAAGAACAAACUAUGAUAAAUUGAUUCCAAGUGGAAAAAAAUCAGGCAAUAUUAAUACUGCCAUGCAAAUUAAAAGAAGGAAAAAGCUAAAGGUUUGUGACUCAACCUCCUAGAUUUUGGGACUGCAACUCCCAUCAGUCCCAGGGCUGAUAGGAGUUGUAGUCCAAAAAAUGGGGGGACGGGACACCAGCUUGGGGAAGGAUGUUGUAACCAGUAGCCUCAUCCACAGAAAAAGUUAAUCACAUCUAAGUACGUACUGUGGAAUGAGAUGCCACAAAAUUGACCUAAGCCCCAUGGAUUCCAACAGUUCUUAGGCACAUCUUACUUUCUCUGGAGCUAGCAAUUAACUUUUAAAGCAUUUGUUACUUUGUUUUCUGUUACUAGAAGUGUUAUAAAAAAUGUAGAGAAAAUGUUUAAAAAUUUUAUGCUAUAUAAUUCUUGAAACAUAAUGGAAGUAUGACUCGAGAACAUAUUGAUUUCUGAUUAAAUGUUUAUAGAGGUCUGCAGUGCAUGUGCUUUGUUUUAGACCUUCCAAUUUUAUAGCCACAAUAAAAUAUUUACAACUUGAACAA
Messenger RNA from Podarcis raffonei (Aeolian wall lizard), 2400 nucleotides. RefSeq names its product HORMA domain containing 1 (gene HORMAD1). The transcript has 15 exons. NCBI's taxonomy places the organism in Eukaryota, Metazoa, Chordata, Lepidosauria, Squamata, Lacertidae. The record is from RefSeq and is a predicted model, not a curated record. The coding region runs from base 204 to 1385 and encodes 393 amino acids.